AUGAUACCGGAAAGACAACACGGUGGUGGUGGUGGUGGUGGAGGUGCGCCGCACGGAAUCCUCCUGGCGGUGGUGGUGGCAAUCGUGGUCAUAGUGCCCUUUCUCCUUGGGGAUCAGGGCGAGGCCAUAACCGAAGCAAUCUCUGAGCUUCUAAGCCCAUUUGGCCUCCUCCUUCUCCCCAUCCUUCUCCUUCUCACCAUCCAGUUCCUCUCCUCCGACCGCGGCUCCUUCGUCUCCGCCCUCUUCUCCACCGGCGAGCCCGACACCAUUCACCGGCUCAGCGGCUCUCCCGUCGGCGUCGCACUUUUCCUCCUCCUCAUUCUCCUCCUCCUCUACAACCGAGUCUCCAUCUUCCGCGGCGAUGAUUCCGAUGACUGA
Messenger RNA from Sphenostylis stenocarpa, 378 nucleotides. The record is from the annotation of a GenBank genome assembly. NCBI's taxonomy places the organism in Eukaryota, Viridiplantae, Streptophyta, Magnoliopsida, Fabales, Fabaceae.